AUGGCACUCAAUCUGCUACGCAACCUUUUAGCUGAGAUCCGUCAAAGUCAAUGGUUUGCUCUCAUUUUUGAUGAAACAAGGGAUCAGAGUGGUCUAGAGCAACUCUUUUCUGAAGACAUCAUUGGCAUGAUGGAAAUGCAGCAAACAGAUGCUCUUACAAUAUCGAAUGCAUUAAAAGAUGUUCUGCUUCGCUGUUCUCUCCCUCGUCAACAAUGUCGUGGCCGAUCAUAUGAUGGAGCUUCCAACAUGGCUGGUCAUUUAUAUGGAGUAGCUGAGUGUUCAUGUAAGUGCUCAGCACUUAGAGAUGCUCUUGGUGUUACUCAAGAAUUAUAUAAUCCAAUAAGAGCUUCCCCAAAGCAAUUGGGUUUAUUCAACAGAAUCAAAAAUGAAAUAGCUUCAUCAUCACCUGGAUAA
Messenger RNA from Amphimedon queenslandica, 414 nucleotides. RefSeq lists its product as uncharacterized. NCBI's taxonomy places the organism in Eukaryota, Metazoa, Porifera, Demospongiae, Haplosclerida, Niphatidae. The record is from RefSeq and is a predicted model, not a curated record. The coding region runs from base 1 to 414 and encodes 137 amino acids. The transcript is spliced from 3 exons.